GCUGCUGCUGCUGUGCUUCGGUGCUUCCAUCCCACCAACAGGUUGGUUGAAUAAUGCCUCGAAGAGAAGAAUUACCGGUAGAAGAAGAAGAACGAUUUCCAAUCGGUAGAGCACAAGGUGCUCCGAGUGAUGACAUUGGUUGGCAUUUUGCUAACAUUCUACAAGGCGUAAAUAGAAACACCAUAGAAUGUAAACUUUGUGACAAAGUAAUAACCGGUGGAAUAACUCGGUUGAAGGAACAUAUUGCACACUUUCCCGGAGAAGUCAAAGGUUGUGGUAGAGUCACACAGAUUAUUAGGGAAAGUAUGAUGCAGCUUUUAUUAGACAAUAAGGCAAAGAAAAAUGAUUCACGAAAAAGAAAGGAAGAAUUUGUCUCACUUUUAAGAGGAGAUAACAAUGUAAACCAUGAAGAUUUAGAGGAAGAGGAGGCUAUUAGACAAGCAACACAUGAAAGCAUGAGGUCGCAUAGACAAUGGCAAGACGGACAAAGAUUUCCUGGAAGUGGCAUUGGCAGUAGUAGUAGUAGUGGUGUAGGUGUAGCUUCAUUUGGACAUCAACGAAGGGAUCUUAAUCAAAGAAUGUGAAAU
This is a messenger RNA of Trifolium pratense (red clover), 587 nucleotides long. RefSeq lists its product as uncharacterized. The transcript is spliced from 2 exons. The record is from RefSeq and is a predicted model, not a curated record. The coding region runs from base 54 to 584 and encodes 176 amino acids. NCBI's taxonomy places the organism in Eukaryota, Viridiplantae, Streptophyta, Magnoliopsida, Fabales, Fabaceae. Gene Ontology annotation, molecular function: DNA binding.